Messenger RNA from Drosophila teissieri, 798 nucleotides. RefSeq lists its product as uncharacterized. Lineage: Eukaryota; Metazoa; Arthropoda; Insecta; Diptera; Drosophilidae. Bases 1 to 798 code for a protein of 265 amino acids. The record is from RefSeq and is a predicted model, not a curated record. The transcript has 3 exons.
AUGGCUAUGCGAAGGUCUCCACCGAAGCUGUACUCAUAUAAAUAUCAUAACUUCGAUCUGUUCCGACAUCAGACGCUUCACAGCCAUACAUCCAACAAGAUGAAAACCUUCGUCCUGACUCUCGCUUUGUGCGCCUGCCUGGCCGCCGCCGAUGUGUCCCACUUACAGCCCAGCACCAGCUACCUUCCGCCUCCUCGUCCGGAACACGCUGUGUCCAUGAGCAUCGAGCAACAAGAGCUGCGAGAGCUGCCCGAGCAAGUGGAGUACAUGCGUCCAAAUGAACAAGGUCAGAUGGAGCCCAUGCCCAGCAGUCUUCUCACUCCUCCCGCUGCAGUUGAUCAGCAGGAAGCCAUGCCCUCCUCUCGCUACCUGCCACCUGCACCUGCACCCGUUCCCGUGCCAGUUGAGAUGACCGUUGAGCCCAUGAUGAUGCCCCAGAUGGAAGUGAUGGAACCUCAGCAAGCUAUCAUGGAGAAGGUCCAGCAACAGCCAGAGCUCGCACAUCGUUACCUGCCUCCCGCACCAGUUUCUGAGCAGCAGCUGACCUACCAGCAAUACCAGGAGCAGAUGCAGCAGAUCCAGAUGCACGAUGAGCCCCAGGAACAGCAGCCCCAGCAACCGCAGGAUCAACCAGAACAGGAGGAGCAGCAAACAACGUACGUUCUGGAUGUCCAGCAGCCCAUGGCUCCAUCCGAUGUGGAGACCCAAGAGCAUCUGGAACCAGAGCCCGCCCACGAACUCCGUGCCGAUGGCUAUUACUACAAACAGGCCGAAGAACAGCGUCGUCUGAGGCAUUAA